GGCACACAUGCGCAGUACAGGCUUACUUCCGGGUGCUUCGCUAUAUAAGUUGAUUUUUUUUUAUUGACGACACAGUUUGAAAUGAAAUAUUAUUAGGUUGUGACAGUGUCGACGUUGUUGUUGAACUAGUUCCUUCAGUUUACAGAAAAGGAUAUCUACAGAUAUGUCAACAAAUAAAGUUGCACUUGUCACUGGUUCCAACAAAGGCAUUGGCUUUGCAGUGGUGCGCGCAUUAUGUAAGGAGUUUCCCGGCGAUGUAUACCUCAGUGCCCGGGAUGUUGACCGGGGUACUGCGGCAGUAGAGAACCUGAAAACUGAAGGCUUAAACCCAUUCUUUCAUCAGCUCGAUAUCUCCGAUCUGGCGAGCGUGCGCCAUGCCCGAGAUUUCUUCAAGGAGAAAUACGGCGGCCUCGAUGUACUCGUUAACAACGCCGGUAUUGCGUUCAAAGUUAAUGAUUCCACACCUUUUGGAAUCCAAGCUGAGGUCACUCUGAGAACAAACUUCCUUGACACCAGAGAUUUGUGCAACGAGUUCCUCCCUAUCAUAAAACCAGGAGGGAGAGUAGUUAAUGUUUCGAGUGGAAUGAGCUCCAUUGCUCUGAAGAGUUGCAGCCCAGAACUCCAGGCAAGGUUCCGCAGCAAUGACAUCACAGAGGAAGAGCUGGUGAUGCUGAUGGAGAAGUUUGUGCAGGAGGCCCAGAAAGGUGAACACACCCAUAAAGGCUGGCCAAACACGGCCUAUGGGGUGUCCAAAAUUGGCGUUACGGUGCUGUCCAGGAUCCAGGCCCGCAGGCUUAGGGAGGAGAGGGCCGGGGACCAGAUCCUCCUUAAUGCCUGCUGCCCAGGCUGGGUGAGAACCGACAUGGCAGGUCCCAAUGCCGCCAAAUCCCCUGAUGAGGGCGCUGUCACUCCUGUCUACCUGGCCUUGCUGCCAGUUGGUGCGACAGAGCCACAGGGACAGUUUGUGUCUGAGAAGCAGGUGCAGGUGUGGUGAGCAUAUGACCUUCACAAAGUGAAGUGAUAAUCUAAUACUGUUUAUUACAAUUUAAUGAUUGGCUCAGUGACGUAAUGUGUUUUUUGUGUACAAAUCAAAAUAUUUUCAUUAAUAAACAAUAAAUGUAUGCUGAUAUUAUAUGAAA
Messenger RNA from Anguilla rostrata (American eel), 1139 nucleotides. It is a transcript of the gene cbr1, whose product is annotated as carbonyl reductase 1. Lineage: Eukaryota; Metazoa; Chordata; Actinopteri; Anguilliformes; Anguillidae. Gene Ontology annotation, molecular function: carbonyl reductase (NADPH) activity. The record is from RefSeq and is a predicted model, not a curated record. The transcript is spliced from 4 exons. The coding region runs from base 164 to 994 and encodes 276 amino acids.